Molecule: messenger RNA, 3485 nt
Organism: Hirundo rustica (Barn swallow)
Lineage: Eukaryota; Metazoa; Chordata; Aves; Passeriformes; Hirundinidae
Gene: TBX2
Product: T-box transcription factor 2
Exons: 8
Coding region: 309-2396 (695 amino acids)
Biological process (GO): regulation of transcription by RNA polymerase II; positive regulation of DNA-templated transcription; cell fate specification
Cellular component (GO): nucleus
Molecular function (GO): DNA-binding transcription factor activity, RNA polymerase II-specific; RNA polymerase II cis-regulatory region sequence-specific DNA binding
Source: RefSeq, a predicted model, not a curated record
AGCCCCGGGCAGGCAGAGCUGCAGCCCGGGGAGCGCAAUCUGUGGCCUUAAUCCCGGCGUGUCCUGCGCGCUCUCAAAUCCCCUUCACUUCAACGAGCGCUUGUGGAGCCGGGCCUGCGCCGGGCGAGACGGCACGCGGGGCUGGCGGGGAGGAUUUGCUCAAGAGGCGCUGGUUUUAAGACCACUCGAGCGAGUUCGCUGGGCAGGAGAGAGGGGGAAAAAAAAAAAAAUAAAACCCAACCAAUACGCGCACACGCAUUUUUUGUAAAGGGAAUCCCUCUUUUUCUCCUGGAUUUGUGGAUGCACCGAUGAGAGAUCCAGCCUUCCCAGGGACUGCCAUGGCUUACCACCCCUUCCACGCACCCCGGCCGGCUGACUUCCCCAUGUCCGCUUUCCUCGCAGCCGCCCAGCCGUCCUUUUUCCCGGCUCUGGCUCUGCCUCCGGCGGCGUUGGCGAAGCCCAUGCCGGACCCGGGGCUGGCCGGGGCGGCCGAGGCCGGGCUGCACGUCUCGGCCCUGGGACACCACCACCAAGCCGCCCAUCUGCGCUCGCUCAAAAGCCUGGAGCCCGAGGAGGAGGUCGAGGACGACCCCAAAGUAACUCUGGAAGCCAAAGAGCUCUGGGACCAGUUUCACAAGCUGGGCACCGAGAUGGUGAUCACCAAGUCAGGGAGGAGGAUGUUCCCCCCGUUCAAGGUGCGGGUGAGCGGCCUGGACAAGAAGGCCAAGUACAUUUUGCUGAUGGAUAUAGUGGCGGCCGACGAUUGCCGGUACAAAUUCCACAACUCCCGCUGGAUGGUGGCCGGCAAGGCCGACCCGGAGAUGCCCAAGCGCAUGUACAUCCACCCCGACAGCCCGGCCACGGGGGAGCAGUGGAUGGCCAAACCUGUUGCCUUUCACAAGCUCAAGCUCACCAACAACAUCUCGGAUAAGCACGGCUUUACCAUCCUGAACUCCAUGCACAAGUACCAGCCCAGGUUCCACAUCGUCCGGGCCAACGACAUCCUCAAGCUGCCCUACAGCACCUUCCGCACCUACGUGUUCCCCGAGACCGACUUCAUCGCCGUCACUGCCUACCAGAACGACAAGAUCACGCAGCUGAAAAUCGAUAACAACCCCUUCGCCAAGGGCUUUCGGGACACGGGCAAUGGCCGGAGGGAGAAGAGGAAGCAGCUCUCCCUGCCGUCCCUGCGGAUGUACGAGGAGCCCUGCAAGCCCGACCGCGACGGCGGCGAGUCGGACGCCUCCUCCUGCGAGCCCUCGGCCGUGCGUGACGCCCUGCACUCGCCCGUGGGUGCUCUCCCCAGCCCCCUGCGCCUCAAAGGCAGCGGCAGAGAGGAGAAGCCGGGGGCCGACAGCGACGCCGAGGUGGAGAAGGUGCCCGAGGAGCGGCCAGUGGCAGCAGCCAGCCCCAGCGCCGAGGACGCGACGCCCCGCGCCAGCCCCCGGUGCCCGGAGGAACGGAGCAAGGAGAGGCACAGCCCGGAGAAAGCCAAGGACGGCGCAUCCCCCCGGGAGGCUCCCGGCGAGGGCCUGUUCGGCGCACGGGGCCUGGAGAAGGACAAGGCGGAAGGACGGAGGAAAGAGACGGAGCCGGGCAAGAAGGACGCGGAGGGCGGCGGGCUGGGCAAGGAGGCCUUCGCCCCGCUGAUGGUGCACACGGACAGCCCCCCGCACCUGAGCGCCGGGCACCUGCAGAGCCUGGCGCUCUCCGGCCUGCACGGGCAGCAGUUCUUCAGCCCGCUGGGCGCCGGGCAGCCCCUCUUCAUCCACCCGGGACAGUUCGCCAUGGCCCCCGGCGCCUUCUCGGCCAUGGGCAUGGGACACUUGCUGGCUUCCGUGACCGGCGGGGGCAGCCUGGAGAACGGAGCCCUCUCGUCCGCCCCGGGCGCGGCAGGGACGGCCACCCCCUUCCCUUUCCACCUCUCCCAGCACAUGUUGGCCUCUCAGGGAAUCCCGAUGCCCACCUUCGGCGGACUCUUCCCCUACCCCUACACCUACAUGGCAGCGGCCGCCGCGGCCGCCUCGGCCAUGCCGGCCACCAGCGCGGCCGCCGCCGGGCCGCUGUCCCGCAACCCCUUCCUGGGCAGCAGCCGGCCCCGCCUGCGCUUCAGCCCCUACCAGCUCCCGGUCACCAUCCCGCCCAGCACCAACCUGCUGACCACCGGCCUGCCCGCCAGCCUCAACCCCGGCUCCGAGGGCUCCAAGGCCGGCAGCAGCCGGGAAUCCAGCCCCCUGCCCGAGGUGCCCCUGCACAAGGCGGGCAGCCAGCGCCCCGCCGCCUCGCCCAAGGGCUCCCUGAAGGAGUCCCUCAAUGAACUGCAGAACAUCCAGAGACUGGUGAGCGGGCUGGAGAGCCAGCGGGAGCUGUCGCCCGGCAGGGAGUCCCCGAAGUGAGCGGCGGGGCGGGCAGCGAGCCCUCCCGGCGGCGCGGAGAAGCACUGGUAUUUUGUACAGCACAGUAUAAAUAUUUAUUGCGGAGCGAGGGGUGGGAGCAGACGGGGAGCGGGGUGCUGGAGCAGAGGGACGGACCCCGAGGGCCGUGAGGAGCCGCAGCCCCAGAGCCAGGAGGGAGCAGCUGGAGCGCAGGGCUCGCCCAGCCCUUCGGCUGUGGGGCUGGGAGAGGCUCCCCCCGGUCCAGCGAGCCCCCAGGACCCCCCCAGUUCCCCGCUCCGGGCACUGGGCAGCUCGGGGCAGGGUGAUGAGCCGGUGCCCAGACACCUGAUGGACGGGGCGGUGAGAGGGGCUGAACCCUCACCUGUGCAAGGGGAGGGGGAAGGAGAAAAAAAAAAAUUAAAAAGAUUAAAAAUAAAUAAAUAAAAUAGAGAGAGAUAAGAAACGGAAGAUGGAAACCAAACCGCCUCGGCAGCCGCCACCGCGCAGAGCGAGCACGGCAGGGGAAGCGUCGUGGGUACCUGGGCAGAUAUUUAUGAAAUAAAUGGUAAUUUGUGUAAAUAAGCUAUAAGGAUCCCAGAAUAUGCAAAUUGGUAUUAAUUUAUUCAGAGUUGUACAUUGGUGUGUACAUAAUAUUUAGAGUUUAACUCCUCGCAUUUAAGUUUUUUUCUCUUUUGGUUUUUUUUUUUGGGUUGUUUUUUUUUUUUUUUUCAUUUUACAUGAACAUAUAUAUUGUAAAUGAAAACUAUUUAGCUCUUUGUGAUUGAAGGAGAUAUCGGUUUCUCUGUGUUUUAAAAUAUUGUUUAUCCCGCCUGUUCUCUAGGACAAUCAUGUGCCACUGAUAAAACAAUUUUUGGAGUCAUUAAAACUAAGAUUUCAAUCCUUAAACGGACUUUUGCAAGGAAAAUAAAAAACCAAACUAACUAAUCCAAAACGUAACUAAAAUGUUGCUACAGUGUGGGGUAUAGAGAAUGCAGGAACAAACCUCAGGUUUUUAUUUUUCACUCCAGGACAAAAGGAAAAAAAAAAAAAAAAAAGAACUAUAAUAAAUUUAAAUAUCACAGGACUGUGCUCUAUAUUUGUUUUAAAAUA